Messenger RNA from Penicillium digitatum Pd1, 1212 nucleotides. The record is from RefSeq and is a predicted model, not a curated record. NCBI's taxonomy places the organism in Eukaryota, Fungi, Ascomycota, Eurotiomycetes, Eurotiales, Aspergillaceae.
AUGAUGGUCCAAAUCCGCAAACCCCUAACUUUUACAGACCCCCGAGAGAUGGAAGCAAGAGCCAAAGAGAAGCUGAGCGAGGGCGGCUGGUACAUACUAUCCCUAUACACGAAACCAGCGAUAUCCCAAGACACAAAACUGACCCAAAACGCCAACAGGUACUACGCCUCCUCUAACGCAGGAAUGUCAAACACACACCUCGCAAACCGACAAGCUUUCUACCGCCACCGACUAAUCCCAAACCAACUUAUCGACACCAAUAAGCGCUCAACGACAACAACAAUCUUCGACCACAAAGUAUCCGCCCCAAUUGGCUUUGCGCCAAUCGGAAUCAACAAAAACUACCAUCCAUCCGACGAAGCCGCUGUCUCAAAAGUCGCCAGCGAGCUCAACCUCCCCUACUGCCUCUCCACAGCGGGUAGCACCUCGAUUGAAAAAGUCGCAUCCGCAAAUGGACCUGCCGGCACACGAUUUUUCCAACUGUACAUGCCACACGACGACGAAUUAACCGUCUCACUCUUAACACGAGCAUGGGAAAACGGAUUCGACGCCCUGAUUCUCACGACAGAUAUAUGGCAGCUCGGAUGGCGCCAUGACGAUGUUGCGUCGUCGAACUAUGCAUUCUACCGCGGAUUUGGUGCUGAGAUGGGACUUUCAGAUCCUAUUUUUCGGAAGAGAUGUGCUGCGGGUGGGAUUGAUCCUGAUGUUGAUGUCGUUGCUGCAUCAACGAAAUGGAUUGAUUCUGUCUGGCAUGGACGGGCUUGGUCUGGGGGACGGCCAUUUGUUAUCAAGGGGAUUCAGUCCGUUGGUGAUGCAAGGAGGUGUGUUGAACUUGGGGUUGAGGGAAUUGUUGUGAGUAACCAUGCCGGAAGGCAGGUUGAUGGAGCUGUUGCUAGUCUGGAUGCUCUGGAGAGGAUUGCUGAGACUGUUGGGGAGACGAUUGGUGUUAUGUUUGAUUCUGGAGUCAGGGGGGCGAGUGAUGUCGUUAAGGCAUUGGCGCUGGGGGCGAGGUUUGUGUUUAUUGGACGGCUUUGGAUUUGGGAGUUGAGCAUUCAGGGUGAGGAUGGGGUUAGGCAUGUUAUGAAGUCGUUGCUGGCGGAUUUGGACAAAUUGAUGGGUGUUGCUGGGUUCAACGGGGUUGAGGAUUUCAAUCGGGAUAUUCUUGAGUCGGAUCCGAAGAAUUAUACGCUCAUCCCGCAGAAGACUCUGUGA